AUGUGGGGCUUAAUAUCGGCUUCAACGGCUACUGGAGCACCAGGUUAUCGCUCCUUUUUCUUACGGGCCUCCGCAGUCCUCCCUAACUUCCAGACGUUUCGGCACAGUAGCUCCAGCAGCAAUACACACAGCAGCAACAGUCGCAGCACUCUGACCUUCCGCAUUCAUCGCUACGAUCCAGAGAAGGGCGGGAGGCCUCGCAUGCAGGAAUACACACUCGACACAUCGACUUGUGGGCCCAUGGUGCUGGAUGCGCUUAUUGCAAUCAAGGCCGAACAAGACCCAACUUUGUCCUUUCGUCGGAGUUGCCGCGAGGGGAUUUGCGGGUCUUGCGCGAUGAACAUUGACGGAAUUAACUGCCUCGCCUGCCUCACGCCAAUUCAAAAGACACACCGCACUACUCACAGAAAGCCGACUAUAAAGGGCGGCACCCUGGGUGCAGUAGUUGGUGCAGUAGAGAAGAGCUUGGAAGAGUACGACAAAAUGCAGGGACCUAGCACAGAGGAACACGCAGAUCACUUUGUCAACGAUGACGAUAGCGCCCCUGUGGAUAUUCUUCCGCUUCCAUACGCGAUGGUUUUAAGGGACCUGGUGCCGGAUCUUACCAACUUUUAUACUCAGUACAAGUCCGUGCAGCCUUGGCUGCAGAGGAAGACACAGCCCACAGAGGGCACGGAAAUUCUGCAGUCGAUAGAGGACCGCGAAAAGUUGGAUGGCCUGUACGAGUGCAUCUUGUGCGCCUGCUGUUCAACUUCCUGCCCUUCUUACUGGUGGAACCCUCAGGCCUAUCUCGGGCCAGCAGUUCUCCUCCAGGCCUUCCGCUGGAUCAGCGACAGCCGCGACGAGUUCACUCGCGAGCGCCUCGCCCAAAUAAAUGACACCAUGAAGCUUUACAGGUGCCAUGGGAUCAUGAAUUGCUCGAUUGCCUGUCCAAAAGGGCUCGACCCUGCAGGGGCUAUAAGGAAGAUGAAGAAGCAGAUACAAGAGGAAUUUGGCACGGAUUUUGUGCAGCUUGCUGCCCAGGCAGCCCGCGCCCGUUCUGCGGAGCUGGCGAAAGAGCUAAAAGCGGAGUCUUGA
Cyclospora cayetanensis is the source of this 1077-nucleotide messenger RNA. RefSeq names its product succinate dehydrogenase [ubiquinone] iron-sulfur subunit. Gene Ontology annotation, biological process: respiratory electron transport chain; tricarboxylic acid cycle; aerobic respiration. The transcript has 7 exons. The record is from RefSeq and is a predicted model, not a curated record. Bases 1 to 1077 code for a protein of 358 amino acids. Lineage: Eukaryota; Apicomplexa; Conoidasida; Eucoccidiorida; Eimeriidae. Gene Ontology annotation, molecular function: electron transfer activity; 2 iron, 2 sulfur cluster binding.